GGCGCCGCCAUCUUGGAGCCGUGUCCGAGGAGGGGGCAAAGCGGGGGAAAGAGAGGGAAAAGAGCCGGGAAGAAGCGGGCGAGGACGAGGGCGAGGGCACGGCUGGGUCCCGGCCGCCCCCAGGAGGCUCGCGGAAGCAGCAGUCCGCCGCCCGACCGCAGACCACAGCUGGACAGCGAAGACUGACCCAGGGGACUUAACUAAUUUCAGGAAUUGAUUUGAAACACACCGACUCUGCCACUUAACAACCAUGUAACCUUGGAUAUGGAAGAAAGCAACAGUGUUCCCAUGUUGGUGCCGGAUAUUGGGGAACAGGAAGCUGUGUUAGCUGCCGAAGGAGUCAUCAGUCCUUCAUUAGAAAUUGAUGAGCAAAGAAAAGCCAAAGCAGACCCAUUGAUCCACGUUAUUCAGAAGUUAAGCAAGAUAGUGGAGCAUGACAAGUCACAGAAAUGUCUUCUGAUCGGGAAAAAGCGCUCGCGUCCCAGUGUGACACCUCACUCUGUUGAAACGCCUGAACUUGGCGAGGUUCCAGCUAAAGUGGCCCAGUCCCCUGCUGCUGAGAUUAGGAAGGCUGAGAUGUCAUUCACAAGUUCUCCUGGCUCUCUUGUCACGAAUGAUGGGAAAACUAUGUCCUACCAGUGUAGCCUGUGUAAGUUUCUGUCGUCGUCGUUUUCAGUGUUGAGAGACCAUAUCAAACAGCAUGGUCAGCAGAACGAGGUGAUACUAAUGUGCUCUGAGUGCCACAUUACCUCCAGAAGCCAGGAGGAGCUUGAAGCUCAUGUGGUAAGUGAACAUGAGAACAGUGCCAGCGGCCACGCUCAGUCCCAGCAGGGCAGCAGCCUGCCGGGCUCCUCGGGUCAGAGGGCCACAGAAGGAAAGAGUGAAGCCACGGCGGACAUCGCAGGAAGCGUGGGCAGUCCACAGACUCUUUCCAUCCAGAGUGCGUCUGUGGCAGAGGUGGGCAGGAGGAAGUGGUAUGCGUAUGAACAGUAUGGCAUGUAUCGGUGCUUGUUCUGUAGUUAUACUUGUGGUCAACAGAGAAUGUUGAAAACACAUGCCUGGAAACAUGCAGGGGAGGUCAAUUGCUCCUAUCCAAUCUUUGAAAAUGAAAACGAGCCCCUGGGCUUGCUGGACUCUCCUGUGUCUGCUGCACCUGGCGGGGUCGAUGCUGUAGUCAUUGCUAUUGGAGACAGUGAACUGAGCAUCCACAAUGGGCCAUCGGUGCAAGUUCAGAUCUGCAGCUCGGAGCCUCUCUCCUCAUCUCCUUUAGAACAGAGCACGGAGGAGGGAGUGCACCUAAGCCAGUCAGUUACCCUUGACCCUAAGGAGGAAGAAAUGCUGGAGGUGAUGUCCGAUUCUGAGGAGAAUCUGUUUGCUGAUAGCCUGCUCUCAUCAGCACAGAAAAUCAUUAGCAGCAGCCCAAAUAAAAAAGGUCACGUUAAUGUCAUAGUGGAACGUUUGCCGAGUGCUGAAGAAGCUCUUUCACCAAAACAUUUCCUCAUGAACGCCGAAGUUGAAGAGGGGAAGAGCCUGAACCCAGCCACAGCUCCGACUGGGUGUGGGGGAGCUGGUGACAUCUAUCGUGCUGAUAAAUGUACUGUUGAUAUCGGGGGGUUGAUCAUAGGCUGGAGCAGUGCAGAGAAGGCAGAUGGUGACCUAGGUAAAGGCCUGGCUACUGAUGAGAACGCCCCUCCAGGACGGAGAAGGACUGAUUCCGAGUCUCUCAGGUUGCACUCCUUAGCCGCAGAAGCCCUUGUCACCAUGCCUAUAAGAGCUGCUGAACUAACAAGAGCCAGCCUUGGCCACUAUGGGGACAUAAACCUUUUAGAUCCAGACACUGGACAAAGGCAGGUAAGUGGCCCGUUGGCAGCAUAUUCAAAAAAAAUCAUGUCACCACUUAAAAACUCUUCGGAUGCGUUGGCGAGUUUUAACCAAAGCAGCUCCGCCUUGGUGGCACUACCAGAGGGCAGGCAGGAAUUGUCAGAGGGGCAUGUUAAGACAGGCAUCAGCAUGUCCCUGCUCACCGUAAUAGAAAAACUGAGAGAAAGGACAGACCAAAAUGCCUCAGAUGAUGACAUUUUGAAAGAGCUACAGGACAACGCCCAGUGCCAGCCCGGUAGUGACGCAAGUUUGUUGGGAACCAAUGUGGUGGAGUACAUCCCGGACACCGAGCGGCCCUACCGAUGCCGCCUGUGCCACUACACAAGUGGGAACAAGGGCUACAUCAAACAGCACCUGCGAGUCCAUAGGCAGAGGCAGCCUUACCAGUGUCCCAUCUGUGAGCACAUAGCGGACAACAGCAAAGACUUGGAGAGCCACAUGAUCAACCACUGUAAAACCAGGAUCUACCAGUGUAAGCAGUGCGAAGAGUCUUUCCAUUACAAGAGUCAGCUGAGGAAUCAUGAGCGAGAGCAGCACAGCCUUCCAGACACCAUGGCAGUAGCUUCCAGUGAGCCAAGACUUUCCGGCGAUGCAGCUGAUGGAAAGUGUGUUCAGGAAGGAAACAAGUCUUCAGCCCAGAAACAGUACAGAUGUGACGUAUGCGAGUAUACAAGCACCACAUAUGUUGGCGUCAGAAACCACAGGCGAGUCCAUAGCUCAGAUAAGCCGUAUAGAUGCUCCUUGUGUGGGUACGUGUGCAGCCACCCUCCUUCCUUGAAGUCUCACAUGUGGAAGCAUGCGAGUGACCAAAACUACAACUAUGAGCAAGUAAACAAGGCUAUCAACGAUGCAAUUUCACAGAGUGGCAAAGUUCUGGGGAAAUCGCCUGGAAAAAUGCUGUCAACCAGCAGUAAAGAGAGAGCCGACCCGGUCACUGGAAGUGCAGAAAACUUGGGAUCAUUCUUGGAGCCAAUUUCCCAACCACUCAGUGAAGUUGUAGAUGGCAGCGAGCUGGAGAAACUGAGCCCCACAGGCAGCACCCCCGACAUCUUGGGAAGGAGCUGCGGCCUGACCACCCCUGGCACCGAGUACUGCGUGCUGCUCUUCUGUUGCUGCAUUUGUGGCUUUGAGUCAACCAGCAAAGAAAACCUUCUGGAUCACAUGAAGGAGCAUGAGGGGGAAAUUGUCAGCAUCAUCCUGAAUAAGGACCACAGUACAGCCCUGAAUGCCAACUAGCUGGAGCAUUACUCAGGAUCCCCCCGAAGCACAGCUCAGCCUUAGUGCUGUCAGAUCACUAGCUCGGUAGACCAGAAGGACGAGUGACUUUGGAACCAGGCUUGUAAUGAGAGACUGUCAAGUGGAUGAGCAGUGAUGGUAUUUAAGUAUUUUGAGAGAGAAGUGGAUUGAGGAGGAUGUAGAAAUGUAAUUCUGUACUAAACCUCUUGCCCCUUCUUAGUGUCGAGCAUAAAUAUUAUUAAAAGCUUACUGUAGUUCAAAGUUCGCAAGCAGUGAGUUCAGAAAGGACAUUUCAGGAGCUCUUCCCAGCUUGGAGAGAGUGUCCUAGCAGAGCUGCUUUUUCCUCAGCUGUAGACAGGCUGAGCUCUGGUCAAGAGGGCGGCCCGCCCCAGAGGGUGAUGUUGCUGUCACCAGCAGUCAGCAUGAAGCAGGCAGGGCUCUGAGAGGACCCACUGAAUCUUUCCCCAAGUUGAUAGGAAUGUAUCAUAGACCCAGUGUAGGACACGGUCCUUUACUCCAUCUUACAAGAAAGAAAAGCCAUCUCAAUCAGAUCUAGACUACAAACAUUUAGGAAGUUAAUUGUCUCGAUUUUAUCAUGAAGUCCACAAGACUCAGACCAGAUCUCAAGCUGACUGACUUCUUGAGCAUAAUGCGUCCCUCAGAGGCUCUUUUCAGUGUGGAGAGCCAGACGCCUCUCACAGUGACAUAGAUCCCCCAGUCCUCUCUGGUAAGUGAGGUGCACCUCUUCUCCACAGCCACGUGUCCUCUGACAGUCUCCUAGAGCCACACAGUGUGAAAACCCAGCCUUGGCUGGAUGUGGUCAUGCAUGCCUUUAAUCCCAACACUUGGGAGGCAGAGGCAGGCAGAUCUCUAUGAAGCCAGCCUGGUCUACAUAGCGAGUUCCAGGCCAGCCGGGGCUACAGGGAGACCCUGUCUCAAAAGGCAAAAAAAGAGAGAGAGAAGGGAAAGAAAAAAAGAAAAACCCAGCCUUGGAAAUGACUUGAAAGUCAGGUGCCUCUCAAAUAGUGCAGCUGUUGAGAUUUUUCCUUCUUGAAGUUUAUUUAAAUUUAGCAGAAGAAUAAACCAGUAUGACUAAAAAUACAUUGAAUCUUCAGACUACUUAUAAGAACUUUAAAGAGCAAUAUUUUUGCUGAGCUGGACAUCAGUGUAGCUCUGUGGUAGAGUGUGAUUGAGCGGGCCCCAGUUCAAUGUUCAACACCACAAGGAAACGGUUUCUAGUCAGAAACACCAUUUGGCAGGUGAACAGAAUUUCCAACGAAGUCCAUAUUUUAGUGUGCAAGAGAAUGAGCUAAAAACCAACUAUAAGGACUUUGUACUCAAGCUUGUGUCAGGUGGAUGUAAUCUCACUAGUCACACACCUUGUGCUAGAAUUCUCUCCAAGGGUAAGGAAGACGUGUUACCAUUUUGUAGGCCUGAUCCCUUACGCACAGUUGUUAAAAGUAGAUAAAGUCUGAAGGCGUCUAGCCGUGCACUGCACCAUCCCACAGUGCUCUUCCCUAGUACCUGAGUGUUGGGCUGCUGACUGCUUCCUUUAGACACGAGAAGUGGAAAUGGCUCAUCAGAGUUCCAUGAAUGUUGAUAUGUUUUAUAAACGUUGUUCCCAAAGUCUGGGUCUACAAGAAAUACAUGAAUAUUUUUCAGACAGCAUUAGAACAACACUGUAAGUGGGACGGGCGUGUUGAAACUUUGUCCGACUUGGGCUUUUGGUUUUUUUUCAGUCUCUCAUUUUGAAGAUGCUAUUUAAAGAGAACUAUAACUUUAUAGCUCUUUGAUUUUAGAUAGUUUUAAUUUAUUUUUGAAUGUUAAUCCAUUUCUGAUACAUGGUUUUAACAAGAAUUUAUAUAUACUAAAUUAUAUUCCCCUAAAUCCACUAUAUGUGGGUUUAAAUGAAUUUUUCUCCUGUUUUCAGAAUUAAAACAUUUAUAUUUAAUUUCAUUUUUUUCUUUUCUUUUCUUUUUUUUAAAGAAAAGAUCUCACUAUGUAUCCCUGGUUGGCCUGGAUCUCACUGUGUAGACCAAGUUGGCCUCAGACUUCCCCCAAGUGCUGUGCCACCAGCCCAGCAACUUUCUACUCUGGUCACCUCUCACUUUGCUGUCACAUGCUGAAGGUUGGUUUUUCAUUACUGUUACUGUAAACAGUAACAAUCUGAAAUGAGUUUUCUUUGACUUUAAUUUUAUAUAAUCAUUUGGAAAAUACUAAUGUUCCAAAUCAUCCCCAUCAUUUCAACAGUGUGACUUUUCAAAUUACCUUUCUCGGUCUCUCUGCUUCCAUUUGGUUGGUACUUAAAUUUCCCAUUGGAAUCAUGAUUUAAAUUUUCCCCACCCCAUGGGGAAAACUUAACCCUGAAAUUCAAAGCCUUUCAGCUCUGUGCUGGCUUGAGAGUUACUAGGAAAGUCUCUCCUGGCCUCAGGAGGAACUGAGUACCCAGGACGCCCCGUAUUUCCUCAUCAUUUUGCAGUAAGCCUUAAACAGUCUCCACUAAGAAGAGAGUUUCCUACAAGUAGAGAUGAAGCGGAAGUCUGUGGUUGUAGUCAUGGGGGAGAUAACUUACAGCCAGUGGGCAGCCCUUCACAAAACAUUCACAAGCUGCCCAUGACUCUGUCAGGUGGGGCUCCUGCUACUGUCUUCUCCUCCUAGAACUUGCAGUUCUAAGAUCGGAUGGCUGAUAGUUUUCAGAGACAUUUGUUGAACUUGGUAAAGGUGAAAGGGAGAUGGUAUAUUGUAAUCCUUAUAAAUACUAUAUUUUUUUAGGGCUUUAUCAUUUUUGUCCUUUGUGCUAGCUGUGGGGAAUCUGGCAGGCUUCCUCAGUGGCCCACCAGCUGCGUGCCGAUGCUGCUGAAGCCUUUGUCUAGACCUUUCAGUUCUGUCCCAGGUUACCAGUUGUUGGCUUUCUCACAAAACAAAACCGUGCACAUCAUGUUUACAUGGCAUUUCCCGCAGUGUGCUUGGCUUGACAGACAAGCUGACUUCUCUAGGAGACUUGCGUUUUAUGUUUUCAUAAAGACUUAAUCUUUUUUUUUUUUAAUUGUACAGCAAGGUGCUCUAAGUAAUAUUCUAUAAAUAUAUUUAAUGGAAAUUUGAGUUUGAUAUUCAUGGACAUCAAUGUGGUUUUUUUUUCUUUUCAAGGAGUAAGUAUUGUGUAACACUAUGGCAUUGCUUCUCUAGCCAAAGCAUAGACCCUUCUGGAACACUGACUGAUGUGUAAAGACAACGGUUGAUUCUGCUGCCGUGUGUUACUCUAACCUUUAAAAUACCUUUACAAACCAUCUAAUGGGAUGGUUUGCAUUUGGUAAAGUUAUCCUGCACAUCCAGCUGCAUGCCUUAAAGCCAAAACUCUAGAGUUGUGUUCAUGGUAGAACAGCUCAUCUAUUCAGAACAGGGAAGCAAGCUCUCUAGCACUUCCUUAACUACCUUUGGAAAUACUGUACAAUGUUGGAAUAAUUUAUUUUGCUUUACAGGAGUUUGUCAUGUAUUGACUUUAAUAUUGUAUUUUGGUAAUAAAUUUUUUUGUUAAAAACAUUUGCUUCUAAGUUUUAUUAACAGCACAUGCCCAU
Molecule: messenger RNA, 6692 nt
Organism: Nannospalax galili (Upper Galilee mountains blind mole rat)
Lineage: Eukaryota; Metazoa; Chordata; Mammalia; Rodentia; Spalacidae
Gene: Znf507
Product: zinc finger protein 507
Exons: 7
Coding region: 265-3117 (950 amino acids)
Biological process (GO): regulation of gene expression
Cellular component (GO): nucleus
Source: RefSeq, a predicted model, not a curated record